AUGGAACAUUAUUCGGCCAGAAGGGGCGAGGCGCCUCUUCCCAGCCUGUCUGCAAAGCCGGCCUCAGAGCGGUCUGUGCAGGCUGUGCCCUCAGCCCCGGCCGCAGCCAUGGCUGUGCAGGUGUCCCUGUGGCACCACUACCUGCAGGCCAUCCGCUCGCGGGGGGCACCCCGGGCACGGGACUUGCAGUGCGCCGAGGACGUGCUGCUCUUGGUGCUGGAACAGGUGCAUGACCUGGACCCCCGCCUCCUCGUGGACUACUCCUGGGACCUGGAGGCCUUCCAGUUUGCCCUGCGCCUCAUGGAGGUGGCCCAGUGGGUGGACGCAGAGGCCCUCGCGACUGAGGAGGUGAGGGCGCAGAGACAGGGCCGGCCUGGAUGCUGCCGCCUGGGCGUCCCCGGGGAAGGGCCGGGCCUGGAGCGGUGGAUGACAGACAACGUCUUCAACACCCCGGAGGGCAGCGCCAAGUGCCGUGGCCACAUCGUGCCCAACAAGGUCCUUCAGGUCCCCAAGGACCUUCCGGUGGUGGCCGUCGUGCACCGCACGGCCUCAUCACGCCGGCUCUCCACUGACUGCCUGCUCACCAGGCUGCUGGCCGCGCUGGGCUCCCUCCAGGGCCAUCACCUGGGCGGCCUCUCCAUCCUGGACCGGGUCAACCACGAGAGCUGGCAAGAAGGCGGCAAGGGCCCGGGCCUGACCCUCCGCCACCUGAAGGUACGCGUGUUCUGGGCCCAGGUGCUCUUCCCGGCGCCCGAGGGGGCGGAGCCGCAGGGCGCCGUAUACCGCCAGCCUGUGGUGCUGCUCUGCUGUCUGGCCACCAGCAACCCGGCCCGCUCCGUCUACCCCGAGCGGAACCUGCUGCAGGACUCCGGCCUGGACCUCAGUGGCCUCUCCCAGCGCGCGGAGCGCUUCGCCAGCCAGCCCGAGGCCUCCCUGCGCAUCCGUGUCACCCACCUGGGCCGCAGCCCCCCACCGCGAGCCGGCAGCGGGCCCAAGGCGCCCCUGCAGCUGCCCACCAGUGACCUUGCCUACCGGGUCACUGCCGACUCCGACGUCCUGCUGGACGAGUUCCAGGUCUUCAACAUCCAGGAUGAGGACCGGAUGUCGGCCAUGCAGAGCAUCUUCCUGAAGACCGAGACCCAGGUUCAUGAAGGAAACAUCCGCAGCCACACCACCAGCCGCUACUGA
Molecule: messenger RNA, 1188 nt
Organism: Kogia breviceps (pygmy sperm whale)
Lineage: Eukaryota; Metazoa; Chordata; Mammalia; Artiodactyla; Physeteridae
Gene: MAB21L4
Product: mab-21 like 4
Source: RefSeq, a predicted model, not a curated record